Messenger RNA from Ceratotherium simum simum (southern white rhinoceros), 1851 nucleotides. It is a transcript of the gene WAS, whose product is annotated as WASP actin nucleation promoting factor. The record is from RefSeq and is a predicted model, not a curated record. Gene Ontology annotation, molecular function: actin binding. Lineage: Eukaryota; Metazoa; Chordata; Mammalia; Perissodactyla; Rhinocerotidae. Gene Ontology annotation, cellular component: actin filament. Gene Ontology annotation, biological process: actin filament polymerization.
CUGGAGGACUUGUUUCCCUUGUGGCUUUUUUGCACUUCCUGUUCCCCUGCUCACUGCGGAAGUUCCUCUUCUUACCCUGCACCCAGUGGCUGGCCGGAGAGGACAAGGGCAGGAGGCACCAUGAGUGGGGGCCCUGUAGGAGGCAGGCCUGGGGGCCGCGGAGGAGCUGGGGUUCAGCAGAACAAACCCUCCACCCUCCUCCAGGACCAUGAGAACCAGCGACUCUUCGAGAUGCUCGGACGGAAAUGCUGGACACUGGCCACCGCGGUUGUUCAGCUGUACCUGGCGCUGCCCCCUGGAGCCAAGCACUGGACCAAGAAGCAUUGUGGGGCUGUGUGCUUCGUGAAAGAUAACCCCCAGAAGUCCUACUUCAUCCGCCUUUAUGGCCUUCAGGCUGGCCGGCUGCUCUGGGAACAGGAGCUGUACUCACAGCUAGUCUAUUCUACUCCCACUCCCUUCUUCCACACCUUUGCUGGAGAUGACUGCCAAGCAGGGCUGAACUUUGCAGACGAGGGCGAGGCCCAGGCCUUCCGGGCUCUGGUGCAGGAGAAGAUACAAAAAAGGAAUCAGAGGCAAAGUGGAGACAGGCGCCAGCUACCCCCACCACCAGCACCAGCCAAUGAAGAGAGGAGAGGAGGGCUCCCACCGCUGCCCUCAUACCCAGGUGGAGACCAAGGGGGCCCACAAGCUGGCCCGCUGUCCCUGGGACUGGUGGCAGUGGACAUCCAGAACCCAGACAUCACGAGUUCACGAUACCGUGGGCUCCCGGCACCUGGGCCUGGCCCAGCUGAUAAGAAACGCUCAGGAAAGAAGAAGAUCAGCAAGGCUGAUAUUGGUGCACCCAGUGGAUUCAAACAUGUCAGCCACGUGGGGUGGGACCCCCAGAAUGGAUUUGACGUGAACAACCUGGACCCGGAUCUGCGGAGCCUGUUCUCCAGGGCGGGAAUCAGUGAGGCCCAGCUCACUGACGCUGAGACCUCCAAACUUAUCUAUGACUUCAUUGAGGACCAAGGCGGGCUGGAGGCUGUGCGGCAGGAGAUGAGGCGCCAGGAGCCGCUUCCACCCCCCCCACCACCAUCCCGAGGAGGGAACCAGCCCCCCCGGCCCCCUACUGUGGAGAGUAACAAGGGUCGUUCUGGUCCACUGCCCUCUGUACCUAUGGGAGGUGUUCCACCCCCACCAACUCCCCGGGGACCCCCACCCCCGGGCCGAGGGGGCCCCCCGCCACCACCCCCUCCAGCCACUGGACGUGCUGGACCACCGCCCCCUCCACCCCCUGGAGCUGGGGGGCCACCCGUGCCGCCUCCACCACCGCCACCACCACCACCACCCAUCUCUGGGGAGGGGCCUGUCCCUCCCCCACCCCCUCCUGCUCUGGGGCCUUCGGCAGGCCUGGCCACUGGUGGGGGUCGAGGGGCACUUUUGGAUCAAAUCCGGCAGGGAAUUCAGCUGAACAAGACCCCUGGGGCUCCAGAGAGCUCGGCACUGCAGCCGCCACCUCAGAGCUCGGAAGGGCUGGUGGGGGCCCUGAUGCAUGUGAUGCAGAAGAGAAGCAGAGCCAUCCACUCCUCGGACGAAGGGGAGGACCAGGCUGGCGAUGAGGAUGAGGACGAUGAAUGGGAUGACUGAGUCACUACCCCCGACACCGGUUCUGCACUCACUCCUCUGGCAGCUGCCGCUCGCCGCCCUGCACUCUCGGCUUCCAGGCCCCCAAACCCCGUUUCUUCCCCACCAUUCCUUUCAGUGCUGUUAUCUCUUACUGGCCCCCACAUUUGCCCUGGCAAUAGCCGGGGCCCUUUUUAUACAAAAUUGCUCAGUUCUCCUCACUCAAGGAUUUUUAAACAAAAAUAA